Kazachstania africana CBS 2517 is the source of this 1416-nucleotide messenger RNA. It is a transcript of the gene TED1, whose product is annotated as Ted1p. Gene Ontology annotation, cellular component: endoplasmic reticulum. The transcript has a single exon. Gene Ontology annotation, biological process: GPI anchor biosynthetic process. The record is from RefSeq and is a predicted model, not a curated record. The coding region runs from base 1 to 1416 and encodes 471 amino acids. NCBI's taxonomy places the organism in Eukaryota, Fungi, Ascomycota, Saccharomycetes, Saccharomycetales, Saccharomycetaceae.
AUGUGGAAGCACACUCUCAGACGGGUUUCCAUUGUUGCUACUGUUUUAACAAUUAUAGCAAAUGUUUAUAUUUUCACUUAUCCGUCACUGCAUCCAGCACGAUGCUCAUGGCAUUGUAGUAAUAAUGGAACAAAUGAUGAGGUUCCAGCUACAACAUUCGAAAAGUUUGUUUUUUAUACAAACAGGUAUAUUAAAGAUGUAAAACUACAAUGGACGUCUAAGGAGCGCUCUGACCAUGACACUAAUGACAUUCAUAUAUUGGCCUACGGUGAUCCCCAAAUCAAAGGUAUAUGGUCUUCUACACCUUAUCGUACAAGAUUAGACAUUUUUGGAAAUGACCACUAUUUGGGGCACAUUGCUGGAAUGAUGCAGAAGAGACUAAAUCCCACUCACAUUGCGGUUUUGGGGGAUUUGUUUUCCUCUCAAUGGAUUCCAGAUUUUGAAUUUUUCAAUAGAGCAGUUAGAUUUGCUAAAAGGUUAUACCAUAGAGAUACCCAAUGGUUGAAAGAAAUAGAGCGAAAGGAACAUGAUGAAGAUGGGAAGUACAAAGUCGAUUGGUCUAAAUGGGGGGAAAACUUCAAUGGCAUAUUAAAUAGUGAAACAAAAGAUUUCGGCUUUGGAUUCAAAGAUAUCUACUCUUGGGAUGACGAAGAACCAUAUCUUUUCCUCAAUUUAACAGGUAACCAUGAUGUCGGUUAUUCUGGUGAUGCAACGUAUCAACAUAUGGCUAGAUUCAGUGAAAUCUUUGGAAAAGAUAAUUAUUGGAUCGAAUACGAUACUGAUACGGAUCAUCCAUGGAGAAUCGUUGUCUUGGAUGAUAUGCUGUUAGAAGGCCCCGCUUUACAGCCAGAGUUUAUAACGUACACAUGGGAGUUUCUAUACCAACUUUUUGAAAGACAAUUCAAUGGUAGUACGGUUUUAAUGACACAUGUACCGUUUUAUAAAAAAGAAGGAUUAUGUUACGAUGGCCCAGAGUUUAGAUAUUAUCCAGAAAAUUAUGAGAGAGAACCUUACAAGGCAAAUCUACUGAGAUCACAAAAUCAUCUCAGUGAAGACGUUAGCAGGCGCGUGCUCAAUCUAAUCUUUGACAACGAUAAACCAGGUGUCAUACUAACAGGUCAUGACCAUGAGGGAUGCGAAACCUUUUAUAAUAAAAUAGAUCGGAAUGGUACCUGGGUAGCCGAUAAUAAGGUUCUUGAAAACUCAAUUCAUCAGAUCAAGGAAGUAACAGUAAGAUCAAUGAUGGGAGAGUUUUAUGGGAACGCAGGUCUAUUAACAGGUCAUUUCAAUGAAGGAAAAUUACAAUGGGAGUGGCAUUUUACUUUAUGUCCUUUCACACUUCAGCAUGCCUGGUGGUUCGCAAAAGUUUCAUUGUUGGUCACAGGCUUUGCUUGGUCGUUGUUAUUAGUAUUAUGA